Messenger RNA from Solenopsis invicta (red fire ant), 2021 nucleotides. RefSeq names its product dihydrolipoyl dehydrogenase, mitochondrial. The record is from RefSeq and is a predicted model, not a curated record. Lineage: Eukaryota; Metazoa; Arthropoda; Insecta; Hymenoptera; Formicidae. Gene Ontology annotation, molecular function: flavin adenine dinucleotide binding; dihydrolipoyl dehydrogenase (NADH) activity. The coding region runs from base 147 to 1673 and encodes 508 amino acids. Gene Ontology annotation, cellular component: mitochondrion; oxoglutarate dehydrogenase complex. The transcript has 7 exons.
UGUUCUAUGAUCGCUGGCGUAUCGGCAGUGCAAGACGACCUGUCGCGAUAACCGGUAGGCCUUCCAGUUUCACUGCCGCACGAGUUUUUUUCCCUUUCUGUCCCUCCCCCGUGUGUUGUCGGGAUUCAGGGUAUAUUUUGAAAAGUAUGAUGCAAGCAAGUCUGUGGAACCUGGUGACCACGUCGGUCAGGCCAACAUGCAUAAAACGUGUUCUACCGGGUUUGACGGCUACCCAGCAGCGCAGGUAUGCCAGCACGUUAGACGCAGACAUAGUGGUGAUCGGGUCUGGCCCCGGUGGAUACGUAGCGGCGAUUAAAGCCGCUCAAUUGGGCAUGAAGACCGUGUGCGUGGAGAAAGGCCCGACCUUGGGAGGAACGUGUCUUAACGUUGGAUGCAUUCCAUCAAAGUCGCUCUUAAACAAUUCACAUUACUAUCACAUGGCACACAGUGGGGAUUUAGCGAACCGCGGGGUCGUCGUAUCAAAUGUUACAUUGGAUCUCAACAAGCUUAUGGAACAGAAAACGAACGUGGUCAAAGCCUUAACCGGAGGUAUAGCGGGCCUGUUUAAGAAGAACAAGGUUGAAUGGGUCAAGGGUCAUGGAAAGAUCACAGGCAAGAACCAAGUCACUGCCUUAAAGCCCGACGGAUCGACAGAAGCGACUAUCAACGCGAAGAAUAUUCUGAUAGCGACCGGUAGCGAGGUCACGCCCUUCGCCGGCAUUGAAAUCGACGAAAAGCAAGUUGUGUCCUCAACAGGUGCGUUGUCACUCAGCGAAGUCCCCAAGAGACUCAUUGUCAUCGGUGCUGGAGUCAUUGGACUAGAAUUGGGCUCAGUUUGGCAGAGACUGGGUUCCGAUGUAACGGCUGUUGAAUUCAUGCCAACGAUCGGCGGCAUGGGUAUCGACGGGGAGGUCAGUAAAACCAUGCAGAAGGUACUCGCGAAACAAGGUCUGAAGUUUAAACUGGGAACGAAAGUCACAGCUGCUAACAAGCGCGGCAAUGAAAUUGUUGUCUCCGUUGAGGACGCGAAGGAUCCUAGCAAGAAAGAGGACUUGGCGUGCGACGUAUUGCUGGUAUGCGUCGGUAGGAGGCCCUACACGCAAAACUUGGGUCUAGAAGAUAUGGGCAUCGAGAGGGACGAGAAAGGGAGAAUACCUGUGAAUAACCGAUUCCAAACGGUAGUGCCUAGUAUUUACGCUAUUGGUGACUGCAUUCACGGGCCAAUGCUGGCUCACAAGGCUGAGGAUGAGGGCAUAAUCACAGUGGAAGGUAUUACCGGAGGUGCGGUUCAUAUCGACUAUAACUGCGUACCGAGCGUGAUAUACACGCAUCCAGAGGUGGGCUGGGUCGGCAAGACGGAGGAGGAUCUGAAGAAGGAGGGCAUUGACUAUAAGGUUGGAAAGUUCCCGUUCAUGGCAAACUCCCGGGCAAAAACAAAUCUCGAAACGGACGGUUUCGCCAAGGUGCUUGCCGACAGCAACACGGACAAGAUCUUGGGCGUGCACAUGAUCGGACCGGCCGCGGGAGAGCUCAUUAACGAGGCGGUUCUCGCGAUGGAGUAUGGUGCAAGCGCGGAAGACGUUGCCCGCGUAUGCCACGCACAUCCAACAUGCGCCGAAGCGCUCAGAGAAGCUCAUCUGGCAGCCUACUUCGGCAAACCCAUCAACUUUUAAGUUUAUAUGAAGAAAGGACAAAUCAUUACACACUUGUUAGUCCUGAUUGCGUUUAGCAUUAAACGUGCUUGUCCCUUCCAUAACUUUAUUGGAGGUAACAUAUUUUACGGACAAACACGUUUAAAUUCCCCCCCGCUAAACGCGCAUGAUUUAUGCGGCUCUUUUGACUUCACAUCGUAGCCUGGAUCUAGUCUACGUAUCAACGUCUUUGCAUCGCGCUAAUGGUAGCGUAUCGUAUAAGAGAACUACGAUUGUAAAUAAAAGCCAACUACGCGAAAAUGUGUAAGUUUGUCUCUGCCCGGUGAUUAUUGUAUUUAUUAUGAAUAAACGAAAAAUGCGGCAUUGUAA